Molecule: messenger RNA, 1004 nt
Organism: Annulohypoxylon truncatum
Lineage: Eukaryota; Fungi; Ascomycota; Sordariomycetes; Xylariales; Hypoxylaceae
Product: acyl-CoA N-acyltransferase
Exons: 1
Coding region: 169-759 (196 amino acids)
Molecular function (GO): acyltransferase activity, transferring groups other than amino-acyl groups
Source: RefSeq, a predicted model, not a curated record
GUCAAUUUAAUAUCCAAAGUUCUAUAAAAUCCUUGGGAUCUUUUUCAGAAGCUUAAUCCAACCAAAUGAGAUAUCGAAAUAGUCAAUCAGUUAGUCAACGCUACUCCUUUUCGUUGUGUAUCCAUAUAUUACUAGUCACGGCUUUCAUCACCAACGCAGAGCAACACGAUGGCAGCAAAAGUUGCUUCUCCUCCCACAAAUCCUAGUGCACCGCAUAGACUGGCGCACGAUGUGACCAUAGGUGAAGCUUUAGUAUCGGAAGCAGCAGCAAUUGCUCUGAUCGGAGCCACCACUUUCGCAGCAACCUUCGGGUACUCAGUACCGGACAAUGACCUAGCAGACUUCUUAGCAGCAACGUACUCGGAAAAGGCCAUCGAGGCAGAGAUAUCGAGUGCACAAGAAAACAACGUCACCACCUUCGUGGCUCGUAGCAAAACGGGCGUCGUGCUGGGUUUCGUGCAGCUCGUCCGUGAGCUCACAGAUCCGUGCUUGGAGGGCGAGCCCUCUUCGCACGCGGAGUUGAGGAGGCUCUACGUCGACGUCUCCACACAGGGCUUGGGGGUGGGCAGCAAGCUCAUCGCAGCCGUCGAAGAAAAGGCCAAAGCGGAGGGGUUCAAGCAGCUGUGGUUGACCGUCUGGGAGGACAACGUCAGGUCCCGCCAACUUUACGAGAAGCUGAGUUAUGUGAAGAAGGGCGAAACGGACUUUGCUACUGGUGCGUGCAUACAGACGGAUUGGGUGCUCUCGAAAAACUUGUGAUGUUUUUCUUUCCCGUCAUUUAUUCGGAGUCUGGGGUUUGGGUUUAGGGGAGGGUUUUGGUAGAGGGGCGCUGUGUUACAAGCUAUGUCGGCAUUUAUUAGCGGAUGUUAGGGUGGUGUAUUCCAGUACACAUCAAUUAGCACGGUGAGCGUUUGCGCAUUAGACGGGCUGGAGCCAAUAGAGAUGGAUAGAAAGGUUUCAGCUUUGCACAAUUGGCACAUUGUACAGCAGACAUAGUUGAUUAU